AUGUCCAAGUUUCAAGUAAUACCACCUUUUUUUCCGAAAACUCGUUCGUCAUCAGAAGCAGUCCGUUCCAGCAAUGUUCACGAGGUUCAGCAUGGUGGUAACAGCAUGGAUGAACACAGUGCCCACGGUGCAACACCUCUUGGGGAUCGCUUAGCUGGCCGUAGCGUUGCUACGGAGCAGCCCCCCUCGAGUACACCACCCAACCUUGUCAGCCCAUUUAAAGACAUAUCGUUCGCCAACCAUGGCACUCCCCGCACGGAAGGAAGUUUCAACGUGAGCCUGCAGAGCCUUCCGCCGGGGGUGGAAAUCAGACCUGAGGAUGAGCUUCGUCUUCGUGAACAGAUUGAACGCCUACAAAGGGAGGUUCUGCGCGCACGUACUACUAUAGCUGACUAUAAAGACAAUCAGAGUAAUCUUCAGAGCCGCCUGAAUGCUUCCGAGACCGAGCGGCGCACUACGGUGCUCGAACUGCAGGAAAUCUCCCAACAGUUCCGGGCAUUUAGGCGGUCAGUGGAGGAACAACGAAGAGCGCAUGAGAGAGAAAAAUUAGAAUUUAUUGAGGUAAAAUCCCAGCGCGACGACCUGCUGGAGAAGAUGCAGGACGCUUGGGAUCGUAUUGCGGCUUUCUCAUUGGAGCAGAAGAAGUCUGAAGCUGAGAAAGUGCUCCUGCAUGAGACCGUUUGGCGUGAGUUUGGCUUGUCAGAGCAGCAGGCGGUAGCCCUGCGCCAGCAUCUUCAGAGCCUUAACUCACGGACACUAGAGCUUACGCAUGAGAAGCAAGAGACUAAUGACAGAUACAUUCGUCUUCUACAUUGUAUUGGAGAUACGGUUCGCGAGUUGAAUACGACGCUCAAGGGCCGCAUUCAUGAAAGCUUCGAGCGUAUCCGAUCACUGCAAUCCAUUAACGCUACUUCGAACUCUGAGGUGCGGAGUGGGAAAUACCUUUUAGAUCAGACUAGUUCGGAGUUGGAGAGAUCAUGGGAGGAUGGCUUUGAUGGGAUCUUUCAAUCGGAUGCUCCAGGGACGGAUGACAUGGUGAAUGACGUCGCCUCUCCCAGAGAAGUCGUGCAACAGCUGCUAACACCGCUGCUGCAAUCUCUACGAGGUAUCGGAUCGAUAUGGCAGCAUCUUUUCCACGCGCAGCAAGCGGCCUUGAUGGAGCUCAACGAUGCGUGCGAGGCCCGAAGCACUCUUUUGAACGACCUGACAUCCCUCCGACAAGCUCAUGAGCAGCUCCUAGCGAAGUCAGCACGGGAGCAGGAGGAGGUUCAUGUGGGUAACGUGGAGUCUGUGCAUGGGUUGCGUGCUUUGGCUCGUCAGCUGCGCUGUGAUGCAAACUGGGCGGCGGUGCAGAGCUGCGUGAUGCGACUCCAGCAGCGAUGCCAGGGCGCACCGGCAUCCACGAAGAUGGGCGAAGACGACCAGGUGUUUAAAUCGAUGCAGUCGAGCUACAAGGCGGCGAGUAUGACCUCGGAUACAGUGAGGCGAUGGCCGAAUGAGAACACGCGCUGUCUUGACACCCUAUCGGAAGGUAUUGAUAGAAGCGAGAAGCAUGACAGCUCGGUAGAAUCGCGCCAACACACCCGUAGCGAAGUCACUUUCCAAGCAAAAUCCGCACCAAUCCCAGAGAUGAAGCCGUGCUACCAAACCGCUUCCCCAGCACACCACCCACCGCAUGGGCUUCGGCACAUAGGGGCUCUCACUCGUUCUCAGACUUUACCUGGGAUGCUAUCUACACCAAAGCGAGGCCAAGAUGAAUUGGCAUCAAUUACAGGCGUAACUAAUGCAGAACUAGAAAAGCGCGUAGGGGUGCGGAAUGACCUGCUCUUCUUUUUUGCAGCAGCCUGUUGCGACCUAAUUUCAGACUUAGCAGCAGUCAUAAAACAGCGGUAUAUUUUGUGUCGUCACUUGUGGUGGGCUACGGGCACUGGUAUUACAUCUGUUUGCUAUCCUUCAGGUGCGAGUUUAUCAAUGAGGGCUAGACGAAGGUCUCUGCGGGUAUUGGUUCUUGCUGUGAUGGCAGUCCAUCGACUGUGCGAUGCUGUUUCAAAUCGGCGAGAAGAGGGAAUUAGGUUUAUUAAACGACGGUGGUGGGGUGAUCGGUUGCGAAAGGAGUUGUCAUCGGAGAACAGGUUGCUGCACAGUAGGUGCUCGAUAGAUGCCGUCGGUGGACGCGCUGGCGUGGAGGUCUGGCCCGAGACCGUUUGCCAACUGCUGGACUCCGAGGGCGAUGGUACGGCAGCUGCAAUGGAGCGCGACGGGGAGCUCAUUUCCAUCAUGGAGACGCUCUUAGAGGCCGCAGAGACCGUCGGCGCCUUUUACCCGAGUGGGUAUCUUGGGCACGAUCUGUUGCCCUCGCCAAUCCGGCGUACAACCCCGUCUCCUUGCUCUCGUAAACACGCCUUAGCGCCUAGAGCAAUCCAUUGUCGUCUGUUCGAUCAUGAUGAAAAGCCCUACCUCACUACACAUGACGCAGGCUUGGAGGUCACUAGGCCUCCUCUAUCCUUGGCAGGUGGGAACGCUAAACAUACAUUUCGCAAUGGUGAACCUAUUAGAAGGGAUGAGAACUCCUUUACAGUGGCGCACGCAUCAGGACUGCAUUUGCAGAGCGACCCCCACCCUGCGCGUGCGAUGAGGACGGAAGUUGAUAUUUCGCUAUUAUCUUCCAUCCGAGGCGGCCAAAGGGGCGGGGGCACUGGAUCAACUGCCGCGAUCAAUGAGCCGAACGGUCAAUCCAGCUCAGUUUUUGGAUUGGCCGUGGAUGUUGCUUACCCCGCCCCCGUACUGAAGCCAUCUCAGGCCUCUUCUGAGGAGGACAAAGGUUUUGGGGGGAGGUCUGGGUUGGAGGGGAGGAACGUUGAGGACACCCUGAAGCUUUCGAUUCAACAGGAUUACUUUGAGCGGGCCUACCGCGGCGCGGCGCCGCGGGUUCACUCCUCUUCCCUCCACGAGGACAGUGCCAGAGAUGAAAUCACCAACACAGGCAACUAUUCCUCGAAGGUUCACGUGUCUUUUCCAUCGGACACGUUUGCAACAGAGGUUAUGGGUAUGAUUGAGGCAUUGGAUCGCUGCGUAACGGGGGCGCUGAGGCGUGGGGAGGGAGGAAUAGAAAGCGCAAGAGAAAGCAUAGAAUGA
Messenger RNA from Phytomonas sp. EM1, 3135 nucleotides. The record is from the annotation of a GenBank genome assembly. NCBI's taxonomy places the organism in Eukaryota, Euglenozoa, Kinetoplastea, Trypanosomatida, Trypanosomatidae.